Messenger RNA from Coccomyxa subellipsoidea C-169, 2373 nucleotides. Its product is annotated as ADP-glucose pyrophosphorylase small subunit. The coding region runs from base 105 to 1724 and encodes 539 amino acids. Gene Ontology annotation, molecular function: glucose-1-phosphate adenylyltransferase activity. The transcript is spliced from 9 exons. The record is from RefSeq and is a predicted model, not a curated record. Gene Ontology annotation, biological process: glycogen biosynthetic process. NCBI's taxonomy places the organism in Eukaryota, Viridiplantae, Chlorophyta, Trebouxiophyceae, Coccomyxaceae.
AAAAGGGUAUCUGCAUACUCUUAAAAUAAGAGUGUAGCUUUGCUUCAUCACCAGGUGUGCUUCACAUUGGCACCACGAGGGCGUUCUUCUGUCCAGUUUCCACGAUGCACACUUCCUGCGAAGCUCCCUUGAGGGGCUCGCAGCACACCAGCCUGGGUGGAUCCAAUCUUUGCGGGAGGACAUCGCAUCUUCUAGCGACGCCCUCAGCUCGAACCUGCAGGUCGGAAGCUCCUGUCGUCAAGGCCCAUGCUCGGCGUGCGGACCUGAGCGUAGCAGCCCAAGCUGUGACAGAGUCUGCCGAGGAUCUGAGCAUCAAAACAUUAGACAGACCGGUGGAGCCCCUUGCACAGCCACGAGGGUUGUCCAGGACAACAAGCAAGAUUGGCGUUAUCACUGUGGAGGACAUCAGCAAGAGCGUUCAUGCAAUCAUCCUCGCUGGAGGAUCCUCUGACAACCCCCUGGCGCGCUACCGUGCCAUGCCUGCUGUGGAGCUUGGUUCGAGCACCCAGCUGAUCGACAUCUCCAUCAGCAACUGCAUACGAUCUGGCGUCAACAAAUUGUAUGUCUUGACUCAGUUCAACUCGCACAUGCUGAACACGCACAUCGGCAACGCGUACCCUCCAGCAGUCUUUGGGGGUCCCGGGAAGCAGGGCUUUGUGGAUGUGCUGGCCUGCCAUCAGACCCCCACAGAGGCGUCCUGGUACCGGGGCUCAGCAGAUGCCGUGCGGCGCAAUCUACCCGUCAUUUUGGAGGACUACAGGGGCACCAUGCUGCCGGAUGACAUGCUCAUCCUCUCCGGCCAGGCCCUGUACCGCAUGGACUACGGAGCGCUGCUGAGGACUCACAGGGAAAACAACGCGGACAUCACCAUUGCAACCCACUCUGUGGGCUGGAAGCAGGCCUCCCUGCGCGGCAUCACCCGAGUGGACCCCAGCGGUUUGGUGCGCGAGUUUGAGGAGAAGCCGUCGGCGGACCGGCUGGCGGCCCUGGAGGGCGGCAGCAAGAACGCGACGCCGGAGGAUCCCUUCGAGGCGAGCAUGGGCAUCUACAUGUUCCGGCGCGAGGUGCUGGAGCGGCUGCUGCUGCAGAACGAGGACCACUUUGGCGACAAGGCGGGCCCCGACACCCACUUUGGCUAUGAUGUCAUCCCCCACGCGCUGCGCGACGGCCUGACCAUCGUGGCCCACUACCACCCGGGCUACUGGCGGGACGUGAACAGCCUGCGGGACUUCUACGAGGUGAACCUGGAGCUGGCGCUGCCUGGGGCGCCCAUCUCCUUCUACGAGGUGGAGGAGGGCAUCAUCAGCUCGGGCCAUGUGCUGCCGCCCGCGCUCAUCCACAACUGCGAGGUCGAAAACAGCCUCGUCGGCGAGGGCAGCGUCCUCCGGGGGUCUACGAUUCGUGGGUGCGUGCUGGGAAACAACACGUACGUGGGCGAGGGGUGCACUCUGGAGCAGACUCUGGUGCUGGGCAACGAUUACUACACCAAUGACAAAACUCGCGCCGCCUCCCUGGAGAAGGGAGAGUCUGCCCUUGGCAUUGGAGCCAACACGGUGAUCAGGGGGGCUAUUCUGGAUGACAACGUGUCCAUCGGCGAGAAUGUGCGCAUCACAAAUGAGCAGGGCAUCACAGAUGCAGACCGCACAGAGGAGGGGUUUGUCAUCCAGGACAGCAUCGUGACAAUAUUGAGGAAUGCUGCCAUCCCAGCUGGCACAGUCAUCUAAUUUGCCCGCUAUUCUGGUCCCAUGCAUCUCUCAAGACUCCCAAGCUUGGCUUGCUGCAGAGCAUUUGGUCUUCAAGAUGCUUGAGCCUGCAAUAUAUUUUUUGGCACGCUAAGGAAUGAAGCUGAUGCGUGCUAAUGACUUGAAGGCUCUUCUUAAAACCGUCGCCAAGACAAGUUGAGUGUUUUUGUGUCACGAGCUUGGCCGUCUGGCCUGUGAUGUCAAGAGGCAUGAAUGCAGCAUGCAUGAGAACCUCUCAUUGAGAAGACCGUUCUGGACAGUGGAGCUCUGAAAUGUCUGCAAUGAUGCAAGAUUUGUGUCAGGCUGUGCCGGUAUGAGGGCAAAUAUACCUUGAUAUAUCAUGUUGGGGCGACACUGAAGGAGUUCGUUCCCAACGGUCUUCACAAGUGUGCUGUAGGACGCAGGCAUUCGGCCUUUGUUGGGGCUUAUAUAUCAUUUGUUGAUGUGCAGUUCUUUAUAAUAUGUAUGGAAGCUUGCAGAUAUCUGGCAAGGCUGCUGUGCCUUGUGUAUUGAUCGUUGUCGUGCGCGGCCAAGUAGAUACCGUAUGUCAGAUCUGUUCAUGAAAUUGAUUUAGAGACAGUAAGACAAAUAGUUGUGCCCAGGUUGUUGUAAGCGACUGCUGUUGCAUCUC